Messenger RNA from Rhipicephalus sanguineus (brown dog tick), 1126 nucleotides. Its product is annotated as zonadhesin. The transcript has 5 exons. NCBI's taxonomy places the organism in Eukaryota, Metazoa, Arthropoda, Arachnida, Ixodida, Ixodidae. Bases 172 to 978 code for a protein of 268 amino acids. The record is from RefSeq and is a predicted model, not a curated record.
UUCUUGGAAUGUUCAACGGCCCCUGGUUCAAGACCUAUUGCGUUCCAGUCAGCACUUGUACUCCGAGCUGCCCACGUAUAACUCCGUCUUCCAGACAUGCACAACGACUUGUCCACAGACAUGCGAGAACCCUUACUGGCAGAACUGUAAAAUUAAGUGCCACAACGGUGAAUGCGUUUGCCUGCCCAGAUUCUACAAGAAACUCGUGCAGGAAAAGGAGAAACAAUACAAAUAGAGUAUGUAGCUUCGGAAAGCCUGCCAGAGGGAAGCGAAAUCACCGAGUGUCGACUUUGCACCGGCCAGGAAUAUAUUACUAAAAUGCACAGGGAAGUGUUUGUGCUCCUGGUCAUCGGGAUUACCUUUGUAGGAGUCCACUCGCAGGGUCGUAAACGAAAGUGCAGACCCAACGAAGAAUUCCUGAGAGCUUACUUUCCCCGACAAGACGUCUUCUGCAGGCCCUGGCUCGCACUGCCUAGCGAAGUGCAUAAGCUGCAUUGGUGCGUUUGCAAAAAAGGUUACGUGCGCAAUGCGUGGGGAGUGUGCAUUAACAUGACCGACUGCUUGAGCUGCAAGGAGAAACCAUUCCAGGACUUCAAUCACUGUGGUUCUAAGUGUCCUUUGACUUGCGGAAAACCAAUACCAAAGGAGUGCUCGACCGAAUGUGUCUCUGGAUGCUCAUGCAGCCCGGGCAGUGUUCUUCACCCAUCGGAUAACAAGACCUGCGUUCCCGGCUACCUGUGCCCACCACAGUGUCCGCGCUUCUCGAGUUUCCAGGUCUGCACGCCAGUCUGCGAAGCGACGUGUGAUCAGCCUGAACCGCGUGAAUGCCGCACAAAGUGCCACAGCGGCAAGUGCGUCUGCCUGCCCCGCUUUGUGAAGGUUGUGUGGAAAGAACAAGACUACUGCGUACCACCAUUCGCAUGUCCAAACGAGGAAGGAAUGGGGGAGUCACCCUCUCCACCCCCUUUCUCUUUUUGAGAUGAUAGAACGUUUGAUUUAAGUUGAGUAGUCACUCACGCAGCACGAAUCACUUGUACGAAUUGUCCGGGCACUAUAGCUUUGUAUGUGGGAAGAGAACGCACCUAAAGAGCUGUAUACAUUUAUCGCGUAAUAAAGCAAGUCAAUA